This is a messenger RNA of Canariomyces notabilis, 1854 nucleotides long. RefSeq lists its product as uncharacterized. NCBI's taxonomy places the organism in Eukaryota, Fungi, Ascomycota, Sordariomycetes, Sordariales, Chaetomiaceae. The coding region runs from base 1 to 1854 and encodes 617 amino acids. The transcript has a single exon. The record is from RefSeq and is a predicted model, not a curated record.
AUGGAAUCUGGAGGAAUAGGGAUCACAACGAUCGAUUCGAGAUCUCCAAGGCCGGAAACACCGGCCGAGAAGGAGGCAGACGACAAAGUUCCAGUGCGGGAAUGGCGGUCUGAGGCCUUGAGAUGGCCCUGUCUCGUCCUCUUCGCCCUGUUUGACCUCUCUAUCAUGGUCACCCUUAUAGCUCUAGUCACGAGAUCACUGAGGGAUAGUGGUUUCGUCACGAUUCCAGACCAACAGAUGGCGAACGGUACCGAGCAAGACGACGAAGACGAGCGGGGUAUAAGACUGCCUAAUAUCUCACUAGACCUGGGCAUUCUCUGGACCUUCCUACCCAGCGUCGUGUUACAGCUGCUCAACAUUUACUGGCAGUGGAUUGCCGGCUCGCUGGCUUCUCGACAGCCAUAUGUGGACCUUUUACACGGCAGGGCGGCCGCAGCUGCGAGCUCUGUCUUGCUCGACUAUCGCUGCACACCCUCCCUUUGGAGGUGGUGGCGGGCCUUCCGGCUGGGACAUACCACUGUCGGACUUACGGCCAUGACCGGCCUCGCUCUACAAUACAUUUCUGCGCCCUUGGGCGCUCGCCUGUUUGCCACACGGGUUAUCAUGAUGCCGGCCGAUAUUCCCAUCUCCUUCAAUUCGGCGUACAACUUUUCCGCAUUUUCAGACAAGUUUGACAUGAGACCGGCACUGAGCAGCGCUCGGUUAGCGCUGGUGAAUAACGAAAACAGACACCCGUGGACCAACGACGAGUUUGCUUUCCGCCCUUUCCACUCCCCGCUUGCCCCUCGCACAGGAGAGUACCAUUUAGUCGCCAACACAACGGCGUAUUCGGCCUAUGUCAACUGCGAACUCGUCUCCGACUACACCAUGUCACUUGAGCUGGUCGAACCAGGAAAGGGCGUGGUUCAAGUCAAGGGGACAGACAGGGGCUGCGAUUUCUCGCACGGGGUUGCGGUGGUGGAGGGGCCCCCUGACCUCAUCUUCUUCAAGACAAGCGCUCAGCGUGCCUGCUCCCAUGCAGCACACUACAGUCGACUCAUCUUCACAGCGGGAACUUACUCUCCGACGAGCCCGUACCUGCUCUCUAACGUCAGUGUCAUUUCGUGCGCCACCGACUAUCGCACCAUUGCCGGACUCCUCGAGGUAGCCGUCUCCUGGCCCCCUUCCUCCCUGACGUCAGGCGCCCCCGGCCCGCCGACCACCGUUUUCCACUCCUUCACACCGCUGACGGACAAUAACUCUUCCAGCCGGCACGACACGCCUUGGAUGGUGAUGGAGACGAGAAUGCUCGAGAUAGACGUCUUUAACCCGGGCAUACAGUGGUUGUCGUCCGAGUUUGGCAACAACAUCUUGUACGUCGCCGAGAAGCAGGCUGGCAGAGAGAACCUGCUCUCCCCGCCGGUGCUCAUGCAGGCCAUUGCGCGUGUCUUUGGUGCUACUUAUGCCGUCGCCACCGCCAUGGCCAUGUUUACCCCGCUUGAGGUGGCCGAGACGGGCGUGGGAACCAUGUGGACGCCGACCAUAAGACUGUUUGUCGUUGUUGAGUGGGCCGCUUAUGCCGUUCUGGCUCUUUUGCUGGUGGCCUUGUUCCUCAGCGGGUGGGUGUUUUGGCGUGUGCAGAGCACAAAGUCGAUCCUGACCGAAGAGCCCGAGGGCUUGCUUGCCAUGGCGGGUCUGCUGGACGGCAGCGACCUGAUGGCGCUUGUCCCUCGGAUCCGGCAGCAGUCUGGUUACGACGGCCGGGUAAGGCACACGGGCAAAUGCCUUCCUGAGAUUAAAGGCACACCGUGGGUAGCUACUGCGGAUGGCACAAAGCUCACGGGAGAGUUGACCAUCAAGAAAAAGACGGAUUAG